This is a messenger RNA of Penicillium waksmanii, 654 nucleotides long. Its product is annotated as SDR family NAD(P)-dependent oxidoreductase. The record is from RefSeq and is a predicted model, not a curated record. The transcript has a single exon. Gene Ontology annotation, molecular function: oxidoreductase activity. The coding region runs from base 1 to 654 and encodes 217 amino acids. Lineage: Eukaryota; Fungi; Ascomycota; Eurotiomycetes; Eurotiales; Aspergillaceae.
AUGGAAAGUUCACAGGCAUCCAUUUUUCCACUCUUAGAGGGUAAAGUAGCCAUUGUUACUGGCGGUGCCCAGGGCAUGGGCAAGGAAACCGCCUCGGUAUUUCUUCGGGCGGGGGCCAAAGUGGUCAUUGCAGAUGUCAAAGAAGAUCAAGGUCUGAAAGUUGCUGAAGAGCUUUCCUCUCUUGGAGAUGUUCGUUUUGUGGCAACAGAUAUCUCGAAUUCCAGUGAUGUUCAAAACCUCAUUGAGCAGACGGUUAAAGAAUUUGGAAAGCUAGAUGUGGCCAUCAACAACGCGGCGAUGUCACCGGAUAAGACAUCACUCACUGAGUUUGAUGAGACCUAUUGGCGUCAGCUUUUGGAUGUUAACUUGACUGGCACUGCUCUUUGCUGCAAGUAUCAAAUGCAGCAGUUUCAGAAGCAGAACACGAAAGGGUCUAUCGUGAAUAUUGCUUCUAUCAAUGCUUUUAUGCCCCAACCAAACAUGCCUGCCUACACGUCCGCAAAGCAUGCUCUUAUUGGUUUGACCAAGCAUGCUGCAACAGAAGGUGGCCCGAGUGGCAUCCGAGUUAACGCUAUUGCGCCAGGAGCAAUUUUUGUAUGCUAUACCUUACGAAUCCCCCACCUAAGAAAAAAAUUGGAAGAUAUACUAACCUAA